ACUGCUGGAUAGAUGCUGUAGAUGUUUCAGAAGGGCUGAGAGAUCAGUCGCAUUCAUAUUGAGGUUUUUUAACUUGUGAAACCUAAUAAUUAUACCAGUUAAAUGAGUGAAAACAGAGAGUUAGAGUAUCAUGGAAAUAAUAAAAGUGCAGUUCCAGCGACUUCUACUGCAGUCUCCGGCUCUUCUAAAGAUGAAGAAAAGGACAUCCCACUUUACAGCAUUUCCUCAACAGCAGAUAAAUCUGAUAUAAUUUACUCCAAACGGCUACGAGGAGGACGACACCCUAUAAAUUUAAAUGUUUCCAGUGAGAUAAAUCAGAGAUUAAAGAGGAAAGAAACAUGGAAGUGCAAAACAGAAGUUACAAAAACACCAAGUGUGCAACUUGCAUCAUCUCAUGUUGACAUAAUUGACACCAUAAACAUAAUUGACACAAUUGACAGACCAGGAAAAACCAAAAAAGAGGGCUGCUAUGCUAGAUCUGGAAAAUAUGCAUAUUGUAAAAAUGAACCAGGAAAGAGAAUUCCCAAGGCUGGAGCUUAUGCAGAAGCAGGAGUGGGUCGUGCUCGAGCCGAACUCAGUGUGUUAGAGGCAGAAGCCAAGGGUCCCAAUGCUUCAGCUGGUGCUGAAGCAAGUGUGGGUAUGUUGGGAGCUGCAGCGAUGGCCCGGGCGGAGGCUGGCAGCGUUUCAGCCAAAGCUGGCCCAGUUGGUCUUAAGCUGGGUCUUGGAGUUGACACGGGUGUAUCUGUUGGUUUAACUGGGAUUGAGGCAAAAGUCCUGGGAACUGGAAUCACAGUUGGUCGAAAAACCAGUGUUUCUCUUUUGGGUUCGGAAGUUGCAUGUUCAGUCAUGUAGUCAUACAGUUUGCAGACUCUAUGGGCAUCCCAUUCUUACAGUGACCUCUCAUUCAUCCGCUUUCCUCACUCUGGCUUGGGAGGAUCAUUUGCCACUUUGGUCAUUUGUUUUUUUUUUCAUAUCUGUUUGUUUUUUCUUUUAUUUGUGUUCUUCAGCAUUUCAAGAUCUUCUGAACAUGGCCACAACAUACUACAGUGAUAUUUACUACUCUGUAGAAAUCGUUCAUUACCCCAUGUAUGUGUACUAAUUGUAUGCCAUGAUUCCAAAGUAAUUAUUUUGUGUGCUCAUUGAUCUUGUGUAAUAAUUUUUAAAAAAUUAACCAAAAGUUGGACUUGACACAGUCUAGCAGUUGGCAAGUGUCGAUGCAUAUGUAAUCAACCGCAUAACUGAUCCUGUUGCGAUCUAGUGUUGAGGUGUAACAAAUGAAUAA
Molecule: messenger RNA, 1282 nt
Organism: Myxocyprinus asiaticus (Chinese sucker)
Lineage: Eukaryota; Metazoa; Chordata; Actinopteri; Cypriniformes; Catostomidae
Exons: 4
Coding region: 103-852 (249 amino acids)
Source: RefSeq, a predicted model, not a curated record